CGCCAGGAGCAGCAGCAGGAGCAGCGGCAGGAGCGGCAGGAUUACGAGCAGCAGCAGGAGCAGCAGCAGGAGCGCCAGGAUUACGAGCGGCGGCGCCGGGCGCGGCGGCAACAGCAGCGGCAAGAGCGCCAGGAGCGGGAGCAGCGGCGCAGAGAGCGGUGGCACUUGGCUCGCGACUUGCUCGCUACGUUUGUGCUCCCAGCGCUUGCCCUGUGGCUGACGUUCAGGCCCAACGGACCGGUCGAAAUCGCAACAGCAGCAGCAACAGCAAACGCAGCAGCAGCAACAGAAACAGCAGCAGCAGCAACAGAAGCAGCAGAAGCGCUUUCAAAGUUUGGCGCCGACCUGGUGGCGGCGCUGCCAGGGGCUGCGGCGGCAGGCCUGGCGGAGUUCAGCCAUCGCACGUGCGACAACCUGGCCGGCGGCUG
Molecule: messenger RNA, 428 nt
Organism: Monoraphidium neglectum
Lineage: Eukaryota; Viridiplantae; Chlorophyta; Chlorophyceae; Sphaeropleales; Selenastraceae
Exons: 1
Source: RefSeq, a predicted model, not a curated record